ACCGACCUUGGAAUGUUUCUUGCCUUUGUGCGACGACAAAAGGAAACUUGAGCUCGCACACAAAAACGACUUUUUAUGCCUCAUCGAUCAUCAUUCAUAACAUUGUUUGCCCUGUGCUAAUGGCUAGUGCUAGGAAGCGUCUCGGAUUGUUCAAUGUUCUCACCAUCGUCGCUAUUCUCCACGCUAACGCCUCGAGGCAGCUGUCUUGCCUCGUUCGGAGGCUUGUCCAUGCCAGAAUUCCACUGAAUCUCCAGCGUCUGAAUUCUUGUGCUCGGGAGGUUUCUGAUGGGUUACAAUUGAAGCCUCGUGCCAGUGGUCGGACGGACAACACCCCCUUCUCGAGCCGAGCCUGAACGGCAGGAAUGCGUUCAUAUAGACGGCGUUCCCAUACCUCAACAUGUCAUUCUGAACUUUAGAUUUUUGUGGACCCUGCCCCCCCCCCCCCUGUUCUUUUCUUCUAGGUUCUUCUCUCCCCCCCGGCGGUCGUCCUUGCUUGCUUGCUUACACGUUUCCUCUUCUACGGCUGCCCUUCAACGCAUCUCUCCCAGCUGCGCCACCUACCUCUACAUUCUAUCCCCAUUUCAUUUUCUGUUUCUCGACUCGACUGAUCUUGUGUCUGGGGCAUGACGACUACUACUACGACUUUGUUCUCUCCUCCUGCUCAUCACGUUGAGCGUGCUUUGCAUUCGUUGCCUGUUUCUUUGCUUGAGGCAGUGGCUUCUGCCAAUGAGAAUGCCGUCUUGCGUGCUCUACAGGAUGGCGCUGAUAUAAAUGCCAGUGAUCCAAAUGGCCGAACCGUCGUUGGAUAUGUUAUUGGAGGCGAUAUAUGGGAGGAUGUCGACGCGUCCGACGCGUCGUAUAUGCUGCCAAAGCGGUUGCGGAUCCUAAGGACCUUACUGGGGCACCCUGAAAUCUCCCUUCAUACUUUGAACGCGCCCCAAGCUGCUCUGCGUGGGGUUACUCCUUUAGGCUUAGCCGCUUGGUUGAACGUCCCUGAGAUAGUCCGUUUGAUACUCGAGUGCUGUCCCGGUCUAGUCUCGGUAGACGGAAUGGACUCUUUGGGGGCGACACCUCUUAUGUAUGCCGCUCGUGACGGCAGCAUCGAAGUGGUGGAACAACUGGUAUCGCAUGGUGCUAGACCAGACUAUAGGGACAUAAGUCACCGGACUUCUAUUCAGCACGCUCUUCGGCAUCCACAGGCCUUAUGGUUAUGCGAAAGUGCUCUUCGAAUUCACAGAGCCCAAGAACAGAUCGCUGAACCCCAUAAAAGAUCACUCACUGACUUGCCAACACUUGACGAGCAUUUUGUCAGUAUGCCCCACCCAAGCUGUCCCCCCCAGCUUCUGCACCCGUCUCAGCAACAACUCUACGACAUCACAGAUUCAUUGAUUCACGCCAUUUCAUGCACGGAUGUACAACAGCUGUAUCACUUGCUCUUUUCCCCUCUCUCUUCAUCCUCACAACCUCACUCGUUACCUCCAACUCUUGUAAAUCAUCCAGACUCCCGUGGUUGGAGUCCCAUCCACCAUUGCGUCUCCGCAUCCUCACCCUCCAAAACUAUGCUCGACAUACUCUACCGUGCCGGCGCUGAUAUGAGCUUAUAUACGACCUCAGGUCACGGCACACCCUUACAUUGUCUCGCGCACAAAGCUCCUGCAUCUACUCCGGCGACCAUUCAACCUUUCAUCCGGCAUCUUGUUUUCGACCUCCGGGCACCGCUCGCAGCCAGAGAUCAGAACAAGGACACCUGUAUACAUAUCGCCGCUGAACGUGGUGAUAGUUACGAAGUGCUUGCUGCUCUGCUCGCUUGUGAUCCAACCGGAGUCGUCCGCGAAAUGCGUAAUUCCAGAGGUUUGAACGCUUUGGAGGUAGCGAAGCCUGAGUUUCGCGCUGCAUUUGGCACUGCGGAGCAAGAUCGUUGUGGCUCUUCUGCUUCCAUCCGGACCGUGAAGCCUUCCACAACUUCGACCCGGUCAGAAUCUUCUUUGGCUAGCCUGGUAGCUGCGAACUUGCGACGGCAGCAUAUGGCCGAACGAAGCGGUCAUUCCGUAGACUGCUCAGAAGAAACUCAACCUGAAAUUUCAACUUUGGCUCUUCGCAUCCUUGAUAACCUUCGACAAACUUCACAAGGUCUAGAAGGUGAUGAAGAAUUGGUCGAUGUCCAUCUGAUUGAAUCUAUACUCCGGGCGACUUCCGAAAUGAGCGAAGAGCUUGUUGUCCAUCUACAGUCUCGCGUCAACGAGGUCACCGAUGACCUUCAGGGCGCUCGUGCGAAGUUCGAAGUUGUGGAUGGGCUGCUGGAUGAGGUCACACGACUAGUGGAGGACACUUACGGUGAACGAUUCGAGGAGCUUGAACGGGCUUGGGAUAGCCCAGAUUCCAUACGUCGUCGUACGACGGACUCUGGGGAUUCUGGGUCCACUGCGGUGUCUAGCGUCACAUCCGAGUUGGGUCUCAUGACAUCGAAGGACCAGGUGGAAAAAGAAAAAGUCGACGUCGCUGUGUCGACGUGUCCGGAAUCGGUGCUCGUUGAAUCACCUCCCGUCACGGUUCACACUGCCUCUUCGCUUCAUUUCAGCGAAGUCCAAAACAUUGCAGCUGUCUCGCCUUCGGUGACCGAAUAUCAGUUAAGCCGACUCGCACCCAUCGCCGAGGAGAAGGGGUUAAUGAAGAUCAUGUCACCUUGGAUCGUUCCCCCUCGAAAGAAGAGCAAGACAAAUCUGAAAGCAAAAAGCUAUGAUGAUCUCAGAGUGACAUCCUCGCUCUCGUUAGUCGGCGAUUCUGAUCGAAAAGAUACCCUAUCUUCAAGAUCGAAGUUCAAGGCAUGGUUCAAGAAAAAGAUUAUGCCGGAUGCACCACCUGCUCGACUUCUUAUCGUGGAGGAUGUAGAUGAGCUUGCGUGCGCCGUAGGACGCGAGGUCAAACGACCUACACCUGCUCCAGAUCCUCCCGUUCCGAAGCUUUCGACUGGCACCCCGGAAUCAAGAAACGCCGCACUCACAGCAGCUCGUAAAAUCAUCGCCACUUCAAGUAAGGACCUUUCUCGAAUCGAUCAAUGUAUAACAUCCGCUGACAAGUAUAUCAGCCGAGCAAACCGCUCUAUCGCCCAGGCCGAACAAACCCUAACGAGAUGCAUCGCGGUAGCAACGAGAAACAGCAUUAGACCGCGUUAGCCUCAUUCAGCAGAUGAAUGAAAUGCAGCACGCUCUACACGACAUCGUCUUGUCUUCUUCGACCGGUUCCGAGGACAUACCUUUCCCUGAAGCGUCCGAUUUCCUCCCCAUCACAAUUCCGACAUCGACCCGAAACAGUCAGCUCGUUUUCCCUCGUCCACCGCUUUCGUCCAAGUCUUCCGUGGUGUCUCUAACGUCAACUCUCAAUGAGGGUGAUGACGGUGAUCUACGGGCAUUACGUAGACUCAUCACUCGGAAGAUCGACGAACGGACAGAAGCCGCAGGUGAAGAGAUUGAGAAGGCGAUGGAUUGGCUUCGUGUUGUAAAAGACAUCGUUCAGGGCUUGAGGAAACGGACGUAGAACGUUAGUGUACGUUUUGGACUUUGUAGCAUACCUUAUUGAUGUAUGUAUUCCGUACGUAGUUGUAACAUAUAUGUGCUAUAUUGUCCCAUAGUUUUUUUUAUGGAUGCUUGCGGUUGAUCAGGCGAAGAGGAAAAUGACUGAUAUUUGACUGGCCGCUUGUUGCCGUGAGCCGAUGAAUGACGGGUGGUGGGCCGAGACGUAUACUGUAAUGCAAAUAUGUCGUUUACCUAAAUCGUAGGAAAUCGGUUUGGGAGAAGAGAAGAGUUUUGUCGAUGGUAUCCGAGAAGAACUUCUGAAAACCAUGUCAUCAAUAUCUGGGCAUAACAAGGUUGCCGGAAUGAAUGUGCACAGGACUUCUGGAGGGUUGUUUUAUCAAGGUUAUUGGAAACGCAAUAAGCCCAUGCCAGCCUUGCCUGCAACUUGGUAUAGACAUACGCCUACGGAUCUCACUUUGUACGUCUAGGUUUAGAACGCGUAGAACAUUCAUUGUAUCUCUCUAGCCUCAAAGAUCUAGAGCAGUGCAUGUAAUUCAAAAUAAAACAUAGUUUAAAAUGG
Molecule: messenger RNA, 4092 nt
Organism: Somion occarium
Lineage: Eukaryota; Fungi; Basidiomycota; Agaricomycetes; Polyporales; Cerrenaceae
Source: the annotation of a GenBank genome assembly